AUGGGUCGACAGUCACAUAUUGCUCGUCUAGCUUUGGGACGAUCUCCUUUUGGACCUCCGCUGGAAGAUGAGAAUGGGGAGUUCAUCCUUGGACCGAACGUGCAGCGUCGAACAGACCGCAACUAUAUUCAACAAUUCGACGAUCGAGGUCAUCCAAGAAAUCCUGCUUCUGAGACGUUGAGGAGACGACUGCUUCGAGCCCAAAAUGAAGCCCUGUCCACGGUCGGUGUCGUUGUUCGCAAAGCACAAAUGCAGCAAUCUCGGUGGCAAUCGAUGAAUGAUGCGCAGCGAUAUCGACUUCUCUUAGACGAGCAUGCUACUGGCGCUUACUGCGAGAUCGUCGAGACUGUUGUUCAAAAUGUUGCUACCCACUGGACAGUCAACUUUCGCCGGCGUCUUCUGACUUUCAAGUCCUACUUAGGAUUGCCUGUUCCACAGAUGCUCUUCUCGGAAUGGAGUAUCAUGGGCCCGAGCGCUUUCCUGUUUGCUGGCUUCGUCCCUGGCACAAUUGCGAGGAUCAGCCAACUGCUCAGAAUUGCGAUACUAGAGGAUGACAGAGUUUCGAGGCCAGCACGCCCAGCAUCAGCUCUAGGGUUAGCAAAUAUCAGCAGGAUAAUGCGCCGGUCAAGCUUACAAGUCCUAUGGUUUGCCUUCGAGUACCCGUUCUACGCCUAUUCCAUCUUACAAUCGCUCAACCUCAUCCCGCUUCACCCUGCGCCCUCCUGGACUGCCUUGGUACGCUUCAGUGGUCAGUCCCCUGUUAGCAUGUCGCCCGGCGUGUCAGACUGGUCCUGCAGGGCCUUGAUCCCAUCACUAGUAAAGAUAAUUUCCAGUCCUUUUGUCUUAGCUUUCAUCAGAGACCUGCUUGGCAACUAUCUCUUCAAAAAAGUCUAUGUUCUGGUCCGCCAGAUGGUAGCGAAGCCCGACCGGCCAGAUCGAAUAUCGCUACAAAGUGCCAGAAAUCUGAACCUUGAGACCGCCUCUAUUGAACUGGAAGAGGCUAUUUUCGGUGAAUCGAGUGGAUCGAGCCCACGGUCCAUGAGAGACACUAUUCAGGCAAUAAUUCCAGCCUCUUUAUGGUUUUGGGUCCGGAUCAUUCAGACACAAAGAGUUCCCUUGGCAGUCGAAUUGAGCCCAAAUAUUGAAAGGGAGUUACUAGGACGGAGUGCCAUGCACUACCGAGCAUUAUAUCGACAGAACCGUGAACUUGAUCUCAGACGAGCCCCAAGAACCCUUCGAGUCAUGGCUAUACGUUCUGCCUUUCACGACUUCAACUUGGAUCCGGAUCACUCCAUGAUUGACAUAUUCGAGUUGGCCGACGAUGUGAGCUUCCGAGCGUCCAGUCCAGCAUUUACCUCGACACCAGACCCCCAAGAUGGACCACUCCUCACGGAAGUGGACACAGGCCACGGCACUGCGCACGAGGCUCAAGACAAUGCUGAACGUGAGAUUGAGCUAGGAGAGGGACAAUUCGGCGAUGAUCAGAUUGUAGAAAAUGCAAACGAUGAAGAUCUCCUUGACUGGAGCGACCCGCACCAAGAGACCGGUGAUCCUCUCUAUCUCCCGUCUUCAGACAGUCCAGUCGUGGAUACGGAGAGUCUACAGCCUGCCGUUCCAUUGGAGACCCUUCUUGAGCCUGGUCUCCCGGACACUACGGAUUCCGGAGAGCGACGAACAGCCAGCCCGGUUCCAGCUACGCCGGAUGCAGCAUCUCCAAUUCCUCCGAUUCCAUCCUCAGGCUCUCCUCUACAGCGGACUCCGUCUCCUAUUUCCCCUGUCCCGGGCAUAUCUCGUGCGGCGAGUUUACCCCACACAACACCACGGCCUGUGCGCCGUCCGACCGUCAUAGAACAAGACGCACCAACAAUGGGAGACGGGAUGCUGCAACGUCGUCAAUCGCAAUCGAGAGAUCCGGGUAACACCGACGAGAGUCUUUAUCGCGUGACUAUCCUGUCCAAUCACCCGGCUGAAGCUUUCGCACAUUACACGACCUCGAUCAUUGAGUCUAUUGUCCUGCUCCCGCUUGACAUCCUGUUCUUAAGGUCGCUAGCUCGAGGGUUCCUCUCUCACCAAUCUGCAGAUCAACAAAGGGCCACGACUUCCUCAUUGCUUGGAGAUGUAUGGCCUCCCACUUCGGGAAUGCGGGUGCGAGACCUUUCUAUGAUGCAAAGAUGGCAAUUCUGGGGUAAUUGGGCCCUCACGAUCGGCAUACAAGGCCUGGUAAAUUUUGUGAUAUGGGGAAUUGGUGCUCGGAUAACAAUGAGACUGGGUGAGAGAUUCGGCUGGGGGAACAUAUGA
Messenger RNA from Fonsecaea nubica, 2298 nucleotides. RefSeq lists its product as hypothetical. The record is from RefSeq and is a predicted model, not a curated record. Bases 1 to 2298 code for a protein of 765 amino acids. The transcript is spliced from 4 exons. NCBI's taxonomy places the organism in Eukaryota, Fungi, Ascomycota, Eurotiomycetes, Chaetothyriales, Herpotrichiellaceae.